Bicyclus anynana (squinting bush brown) is the source of this 425-nucleotide messenger RNA. RefSeq names its product H/ACA ribonucleoprotein complex subunit 3 (gene Nop10). Gene Ontology annotation, cellular component: box H/ACA snoRNP complex; box H/ACA telomerase RNP complex. The transcript has 3 exons. Lineage: Eukaryota; Metazoa; Arthropoda; Insecta; Lepidoptera; Nymphalidae. The record is from RefSeq and is a predicted model, not a curated record. Bases 147 to 341 code for a protein of 64 amino acids. Gene Ontology annotation, biological process: positive regulation of telomerase RNA localization to Cajal body; ribosome biogenesis; rRNA pseudouridine synthesis. Gene Ontology annotation, molecular function: box H/ACA snoRNA binding; telomerase RNA binding.
UGUCGUUUGUGCUAUUAAUCUGUGGUGCUGUGUCAGGCGUGUUUAUUGUUCUAAAAUUCUAACCUGUUUAUUUUAAGUUUAUUCAAUUUCCACACAUUACUUGUAUUAUUAAUUUAUUAGUAAGCAUUCUACAGACGCCAUAAAAAAUGUAUUUGAGGUAUUAUUUGAAUGAAAACGGCGAUAGACAAUACACAUUAUCGACGAUAGAUCCAAAUGGGAAACCUACGCUAUCAGCUCACCCAGCACGCUUCUCCCCAGAAGAUAAAUAUUCCAGGCAAAGGAUAACUAUCAAGAAAAGAUUUGGUCUACUUCUUACUCAGCAGCCUGAGCCUAUCCAUUAGUGACAUCAAUCCUUAUGGAUUUAUAUUAUGAUUUUAAUUAUUAAUUGUAAGCUACAUAUAAAUUAAAUUUUCAACAAAAUAAAA